CCAGGACCCACAGCAGGCCUUGAAGAUCGAUUUGGAGACCCUUGCAGUGGAGGGUCUGCUGGUCAUGAAUCUUAAUUUGCUGUUGAUGGGGCUGUUUUCAGUUGUCAUGAUAACAGGAGCAGUUACAAAUAAUGACAACAGAUUGGAUUAUGGACAUUGGAACUACAGAGAUGGAGCCGACAAUGUUAAUGUGGAGUCAGUUCGCAGUUUGACUAAAGUUUUGGAUGUGUGGGGAAAAGGGAUUUUCAAGGAAAUCAAGACUUUGCUUCAUUCCCAACCCACAACACUGCUCCCUGACUAUUCCAGGGUGCGUCCUCUAUCAGAGACCAUCAACGACCUGUUCAAAGAAGUUUCAAUGCUGCAUCAGCGUAUCACAGAGCUCUCUGAUCGCCUAGCAACCAUGGAACCGUUCUUCCGUCACCAUGGCUACCAUGAGGAGGGACUUGGGGAUAACCUGUCUUUGGCACGUCAGAGCCUGAAAGGUGAGGAGGCGAUCCUGGCAUCCGCAUGGGAGAAGACUCACCCAAAGAAGGGCGGCCGAGUGGUAAGGAGACGGAGGGUGAAGGUGUUUAAGAAACAGGAGUCAAGGGGAGCGCACAGUGACAGCUAAUGCCGAAAGAUGAAAAAGCUGGAGAUUUUUCUUUUUUAAUCAUUAUUAUUGUAUGAAAUCAUAUUCCCCCCAAAAUAUUGACGCUGCACAUCCUGCAAAAUAUAUUGUUUUUAAGUUUCAGAAAUAUACAAUCUACUUUGGUUUAUUGUAACAUUGAAUCUUGAAAUUCACACAAUAAAUCUUCAAAAUCACCUAAUUUUGUGGUCAACAAACCUGUUUUGAGGAGGAAAAAAAAAAAAAAAAAAAAAAAGGAUCAUCAUAAUGCAGUUUAGAAAGCAGUUGCACUGUUGCUUUCAAGCCAGAGGGAAAAUAUGUUAGGGAAUAAAAUAUUUUAAGAAGAUUGUAUUUGCACAGGUUACAUUAAUGUGCAAAAAUUAUAUUAGUAAUUCAAAAGUGACGAGUCUUUUAUGUGUAUGUGAAAAUGCAAGCGAUAAUAAUAAUAAUGAUAAUAAUAACCUGUCAAGUGAUAAUAAUAAUAAUUAAGUUUGUCAUAAAGAGAAAGUCUGCUAAAUUGUUUUCCUGGUUUGAUUACGUGGUGUUCCGCAUAUUAACCGACUAUGCCAAUUUUAGGCAUGUGGGAGGAAACCAAAGCAUCCAGACAACACCCACACGCCCACUCUCACAACAUUCACGUCCCAAAUUAAUCAGUCAUAUUUAAAUGAAUGGUCAAGGGUCUAUCAAUGAAGCAAAUGUAUUAAUUGUUGAAAGAACAGAUUUUUUUUUUCUUUUUCAUCUCAACCAACGUGGCUGUAAAAUUGAUUAAAUGUUUAGUCCGGAUUGAAGCCUUUGCUAUACCUCAUUUCGCCACAGAGUGUCAGUGUCACUUGGACUGUAAUCACAACCGGCGAAGGCCAAGACUUAAAACCAGCCAAGGUUUCACCACGUUUUAACUCAACUGUUGAUAUCACAUUGAAACACAUUGAAUUUCUGUCUUAUCCUAACACUGGGUCCAUUUCUACAUUUUUUUUGUGAAAAGGUUACUGUUUUCAUGGAUGGUAUUUGCGCAUGCCUUAAAGAGCAUAUGACAGGAGAAAAAAAGUCUUAAAUGGCAUUAUUAUGUGAAUUAGAAUCAUAUUUUGAGACGAUUCGACUAUAUACAACAAUUUAGCAAAGCACAGAUGACGAGAAAUUAGUCUUUUAAUCUGCCGGUUAGCCACGCCUACCAUUAUAGGGCUUUAGCGUCCCCAACAGGUGGAUGACGUCAGAGGUAGACUGGGCUCAUCGGUUUUACUAUUCAGCCUAUUGAGGGGGAAUUAUUCAGAACGAGGAAAACGUGACGAAGAGAGCCGCAAAAUGUCAUUGUUUCAGUCUCUCUACUCCAAUAUUUUUACAGGAUAUUCUUUUUAUCCAAGUAUUUUUUCCCAAUAGCUAUAUAAAUGGCUUGAGAAGAACCAGUCAGCCCAUGGAGGGGGAACUAUUCACAACGAGGAAAACGCGACGAAGAGAGCGGCAAAAUGUCAUUGUUUCUGUCUCUUUACUUCAAUAUUUUUUACAGGAUAUUCUUUUUAUCCAAGUAUUUUCCCCAAUAGCUAUAUAAAUGGCUUGAGAAGGACCAGUCAGCCCAUCGAGGGGGAACUAUUCACAACGAGGAAAACGCGACGAAGAGAGUGGCAAAAUGUCAGUUGCCACGUUUACAUGGAGCCAAAUAUUCCAAUUACAAUCGGAAUAUUUGUUCAAACCGAAUAAAUGUGUUCCAUAUAAACACCUCAUUCAGAAUGAACAGGCCCAAACCGAAUGGAAUUUCAUUCCGAUUCACAGGGGUGGAAUAUUCCUUUUCCCAAACCGAUUAGAAGUAAAAUUAUAUCAUGUAAACAGGGAAGCGGAAUGGUGUCUGGUUGCGUUCUUUCUGCGCAUGCUCCGUACUGACGUGGUGACGUCACUCGGUGACGUAAGUAACGUCACUUGCAACAUGGCUUCCAAGCACACGCACAGCGCACCCACACAACUUUUUAAAUGAACGGCGUAUCAUUCUGAAGUUUUGUUUCCACUCGAAAAGUUAAAACAGCAGCUGAUCUGACGAUCGAUCUCCAUGUUUUGCAACGUGACGCUUUGUUUUGAUUAAUCUGCGCAUGUCAGACGGCAGUUGUCAAACGUCCUUUCGGAAUAAAGGCAGUCACAUGUAAACGCUGGAUCGGAAUAGAUGAAGUGACAUGUAAACAGCUGAUGUGAAAUUUCCAUUCAGAAUGAUUUGAAUCGGUAUGAAUAAAAGUCAGCAUGUA
Corythoichthys intestinalis (scribbled pipefish) is the source of this 2829-nucleotide messenger RNA. RefSeq lists its product as uncharacterized. NCBI's taxonomy places the organism in Eukaryota, Metazoa, Chordata, Actinopteri, Syngnathiformes, Syngnathidae. The transcript has 4 exons. Bases 65 to 610 code for a protein of 181 amino acids. The record is from RefSeq and is a predicted model, not a curated record.